Oryzias latipes (Japanese medaka) is the source of this 4110-nucleotide messenger RNA. RefSeq names its product regulation of nuclear pre-mRNA domain containing 2a (gene rprd2a). NCBI's taxonomy places the organism in Eukaryota, Metazoa, Chordata, Actinopteri, Beloniformes, Adrianichthyidae. Gene Ontology annotation, biological process: mRNA 3'-end processing. The record is from RefSeq and is a predicted model, not a curated record. Gene Ontology annotation, molecular function: RNA polymerase II complex binding.
GCUGCUGUCUUCUUUCGCCAGCGGAAGUGCUCAUAUCAACGACUAAACCGCUACAGGAUGAAGCGCGGCGCUAACUUUUAUCCGUAACCUGUUAAUAACAAACAUAGACCCGUGCUUGCUUUAUAGACUCUAAUUUUGCUUGUCUUUCCAAACGGGGAAAGAAGUUCAGAAAAACAAAAGGUAACGUUUAUCUUAUGCAUCAUCCGAGCGGAGCUGGUGCUGAAUGUGCGGGAAUCCGCUGUCUGUGAAGCUAGAACGCUAAGCUAAGCGCUAGUCCCAUGCUAGUUGGGUUUGUAAUGAGAGAGCGCAGCGCGAGCGCCUGUGGACAUGGCAGCGGGCGCUAAAGCCGCUUCUGGCGGCUCUUUUGAGGCGACAUUAGAGAGGAAGUUUCGAACCGUGAGCAACACGAUGGACUCUAUUCAAGGGCUGUCAACGUGGUGCAUCGAUAACAAGAAAUACCAUAGCCUCAUUGUACGGCACUGGAUGAAGUGUCUGAAGAAAUCUGACUCAGCUCACCGCCUCAACCUGCUGUAUGUCGCCAACGAUGUCAUUCAGAACUGCAAAAGAAAGAACGCCAUCGUUUACCGGACGGCGUUUGCAGAACUGCUUCCAGACGCCUUUCUGCUGGUCAGCCAUGAGGGCGACUCCAAGGUUCAUAAGUCCGUGGAGAGGAUUCUGUCCAUCUGGGAGGAGAGGGAUGUGUAUUCAGGAGCUCUAAUUGCUGAGCUGAAGAACAUCUUAACCAAAGAAGAUUCUCCUCCUGCUGAACAACAAACUCCAGUGGAGUCAAAGGCGGAUCUACGCUCUAAAGUUCUGGCUGAGUUUGUGCCUCAGGCCCUGUUGGACCAGCUGUCCAAGUACAAAAGGUCCCUGGAGGAGGUUGACCUCCGGGAGAAACAGCUCGCUGCCAUGAGGGUCGAUAUCUUCAGCACUGAUGCUCUGAAGAAACUCAAAGACAAAACAGGAGGAAAGAAGUUCUCCAAGGACUUUGAGGAGGGAAGCGCACAGCUCCACGAGUUUGUGAAGUUCUUCGAGAAGCAAAUGAAAACCGGCCCUCAGCUCCUGGAGGCCCUCACUAAUGCAGACAUCUUCUAUGAGAUGCAGUACAAGGAGGUCAAGAUUGUUGCUAACGCCUACCAAACGUUCGCUAACCGGGUCUCCCACCUAAAGCGGAAGCUCGAUGCCCUGAAAGCGAGUUUGCCAGACCUGGACGACUCCCCCAUCCCCUCACCGUCUGCCGACGCGCCGUCCCCCACCGGCUCAGAGAGCCCCUUUCACGGCCUGGAGCUGGCCCGGCCCGACCCGGAUCUCGAUGGCUCCGCCAUGGAUGACGAUGCGGAGCCUCCGGCGCCGAGUCCCCUGUCUUCGCCGGGAGCGUCCCCCAGAAACCCAGAGGUCCUCGGGGGGAACGACAAUCGUGAAGUGGAGGACAUGGAUCUGUCGGACGAAGAGGCGGACGACGGGCGCAUUAUAGUUGAGGAGCAGAUUAAAUCUGCCCCCCUCCCUAAAGUGUCCACUCCAGUCACUGCAAAAAUCUGCUCCUCUGCAGCCACAGAUCCAACCGCGGGUCAGGUCCUGGCCCCUCCGGCACCUUUCAGAGCUGCAGUGGAAACCGCGACUUACACAGGACCAACCAUAGAAAAACCUCCACCUGCUGCACCUGUGGUCCUAGGAAAUGCCAGUUCGCUGGUCAGCCUUCUCUCCAAGGUGGAUGUGAGUCCGGCGGAUCUUCUCAGCGCUCUGUCUAAAGUCCAGAGCCAGACCAGCCUCCAGGGCAUGACCACCAUGUUGAACAGCCCUGCUGCCGACGUCCCAGAAUGCAACAGUGCCGAUAAGAUAACCCCGUCUCCGUUAUCCACGUCUCCGGCGGCCGCACCCCUCCAGAGUCCGUCACUCUCUUUUGAAGCAUCCGUGCCUUCGUCCGUCUCCUCCACCCAGCCGAAGGCCUCAGCCCCCCACCAGACCUCCAACAAAGCCUCUGCCCUGGUCCAAGCGCUGCACAGGGACAUGGAUUUGACAGCAGAGCCAGAAACCCCCUCCUCCUCCUCCAGCUUAGAUUCGAAAAUCCACAGUUUCCUAAAAGGAAACCCGGCUUUCAGUGCUUUCGACUUGGGCUUCUCGUCCAACUCAGCUCAGGGGGGGAGCAGUCUCAGCACGGACACGCAGGGAGGGACCCCUGUGAGGGACGAAGGGGGAGGGACCCCGACUCAAGAUGAGAUCUUGGACAAACCGGCAGUGGCCCCGUUCGCUUCCAGCAGAAAUGUGUUGUCUGUUGGCGAAGCUGCUGGGAAAGCGCCACUGGCCUUUGAUAGCCUCCUUCCAGCCCCCGCCAAACCCCAGCAGCAGACACGCCCCCAGCCAGGUACGGCCCAGAACGGGCAGGUGUACCAGCCGUACCCCGGGGCCGCGCUUCCCGCUGCGCCCUACCAGCAGGUUUCUUCGCAGGCCGCUGCCCCAGGGUGUGUUGCUAACACGCAGAAUGUGGGGGGGUUUCCGGGGGCAAAUGACAGAAACUGGUACGGGAAUAACUAUAAAGAGGGGGGCUCCCAACAGCCUGGGGGUUACCAUGGAGCAGUGACUGACCGUGUUGGAGAAAACAAGCCGUCUGGGGUUUUCCCAUUCCAAACGGAGCCAACUCAGGACCUUCAAAGGUUUGCCCCCCAGCAGGUGCCCACAGCAGCCCCCAGCUUUUUUACCAGCACCCUCCCUCCUGUUCCAAAGCUCCCGCCUCCCCCACCCAUUUUUGACAAUAUGCCUCCCCCAACCAGCAACACAGCCGUCCCUCCGGAGCAGCUUCACAGAGAGGAGCCGGGGCUGGGGAGGGACAGCGCCCUCGGUGGCAUGGUGGUCAUGGAUCAUCAGCACAAGUCUCUGCUGCACUCUGAAGAUCCCAUGUACGACGCCGACCCGUGGCAGCCCCACCCCCCCGAGGACCUGCAUUACCAGGAGGGGCCGGAACAGUAUCACAACAACGCCCGGCAUGACUUUCCCCACGAGACCUUCUACCCCCACGAGGAGCCCUUUUUCCCACCGGGCAACCACCAGCCUUUCCCCAGAGGCCGGGGGCGGCCCGUCCCCCCCAUAGGGGGAGAUUCUUACUACGACUUCCAGCAGCGGCCCCCGCCACCACAGUUUAUGCCACGGCGGCCUCCUCCACUUCACGAACACCGCCAUCCCGGACCCCGACCUCUGCACCGCCCCCCUCACCCCAGGGGGCCGCCCCACUUACCGUUCCAGCGGUUCCACGGUCCCGAGCCAAGGUUAAGGGUCAAGCGGCCGGGCCCAAGAGGAGGGGGUCCGAUGUUUGCCCCAAAGAGACCAUUUCUGCCGCCGCGGUUCUGAUGGGGCGUCGGCGGUGGACACUGAAGAAGCUCCUCGCUGGCUGUUGAAAAGUCCACGGAAAACAUGGGGAGGGGCUUGGCAGCGACAACCCCCCCACCCCCACCCCACCCCCCAAGAAAAAAUGGAGGAAACGUCAGACGAGCGCUGAAGACGAAGAACACAGAGACACGGAGGUUCUGAGGGCGGCUGAGCCGAGGAGCCGAGACAGAAGAUGAAAGGAAACAGAGGUGGAUGCAUAUACUUACAUAUAAAUAUACAUAUAUGACUCACUUUGGUGUUUUCUGCUUCAACAUGAAGAUUCGUGGUAGCAGAGUGAGGCCUGCAUGUCCUCCACUGUGAGUUCAAAUCAAAAAUUACUCAUUUUUAGUUGAAUUUGAAAAUAUUUUUGCUACAAAGGUUAAAAAAAUAAAAAGGUUGUAAAUAUUUCAUAUUUUCAAGCCGAGCAGUUUUGACUGCUCCUCUUGCACUUCAGCCUUCAGUCGAGUCUAACGGUUAUUUCCAUCGAUGUUGGGUUGUUUUGUGAGCAGAUGAUCUUUCCAGUAGUGCAGGAAAAACCUUCGGUGAUAGAUGUACGUCUCGAGUUUCCACCGAAAGAAAACGUUAAAAAGUUCUUGACGGAGCAAAAGGUGGAAGUUGUUCUUUUUUCAUUUUUUUUCCCCGGGCCCUGACAGCGACGCAGAGGAAGCACACUUCUGGAGGAGAUGAAGAUGUUUGUCUUCAGUUUUAUUUCCUUGUACUGAAUAAUAAAAAUCUGAAUUUGAAAAAAAA